AUGACAUCUACAGCCAGGCUCGUCAGCCAUGGUGCAACCCGGCGCAGUAUCUUGAGCGCCCGAAUCCACCAUACUUCGUCUUUCGCCUCUCUUUCCAGAUCACACCACCCGGUCAUUUCUCGAGAUCUUCCUCCACAUAUUCGCGCAUUAGCGAUUCUCGUACCGCGGAGGACAUACGCUACCGAGACGACUACUCACGGGAACGAUGGGGGUGCCUUUCCCCCUCCUGGCUUCAAUGUACAUGAAGCGAAGAAACCGCCUCCCCCAUCGAAGAAAACUAUCCAAUCUUCCUCCAAAGGUCUCGACGAACCGCCCAAUGAGCAGCACACAGUCAACAAGACGGAAGCUACCGCAGUUGACAAGACGAAGGCUUUGGAGGCCAUGACUCUGUCUGAGCUGGCUGAAACUAAGGCCUCUGCAAAGCCGGACGAAAAGGCCGCUGUAAAGAAGGAGGAGGAAAAGCGGCUGACGAUUGGCCAAAAAAUCAAAAAGGAGCUACAACACUAUUGGGAUGGCACCAAAUUGCUGGCAACUGAAGUCAAGAUCUCGUCAAAACUUGCUCUCAAGAUGGCUGCUGGGUACGAGCUCAGUCGUAGAGAAAAUCGACAGCUUAAACGUACUACGCAAGAUCUUGGACGCUUAGUCCCAUUUUCUGUUUUCGUCAUCGUCCCCUUCGCGGAAUUCCUUCUGCCAGUCGCGCUGAAGGUCUUCCCCAAUAUGCUUCCAUCAACAUAUGAAGGGCAGAAAUCUCGUGAAGCCAAAGCCGCACACCUUCGCAGUACUCGAAAACAAGUGUCUUCCUUCCUCCGUAACACACUCCGGGAGACAGGUCUCCCUGUUUCUGCGUCCGUCGCCCGAAAGGAUGAAUUCACCGAAUUUUUCCGCAAGGUUCGUGCUACAGGCGAAGCACCCACCCAACAAGAUGUCAUCAAAGUGUGCCAGACUUUCAAGGACGACCUUACUCUCGACAAUCUAUCAAGACCACAACUGGUUGGGAUGUGCAAAUACAUGAACCUUAAUACUUUCGGUACAGACGCAAUGCUACGCUACCAAAUCCGCCACCGAAUGCGCCAGAUCAAAAGAGACGACAAAGCUAUCUCCUAUGAAGGCGUCGACUCUCUUUCCGUCCCAGAACUCCAAAUGGCUUGCGCAAGCCGUGGCCUGAGGACACACGGCAUGAGCCCGUCCAAACUCCGAGAAGAUCUUCAGAUGUGGCUUGAUCUCCGUCUGAAAUACAACAUCCCCUCCACCCUCCUCGUCCUCAGCAAUGCCUACAUGUACACCUCCGGCAAGGACAGCGAGAUCUCCUCCCAGAUCGAUGCCCUCCAGGCUGUCUUAUCAUCCAUCCCCGAAGAACUCUUCCACGAAAUCGAGCUGGAGGUGCAUAACGCCGAGGGCGCAGCAACCAACAAACAAAGACUCGAGGUCUUGAAGGAGCAGCAGGAGUUGAUCGAGGAGGAGAAUGAACAACAGGAGACGAACAUGGAGAGUGGAAAGGAAGCGCCCAAGGAUGUGGAUGAUAUUGAUGAUAAGCCGGCGAUGAAAGCCGAAGAUGCGGCUACGAAUGAGAAGGCACCGGAAGCGGCGUCAGAGAAAGAGGCGAGAGAGGCGGAGGGGGAUGUGGAGGAGGCGGAUAGGACGGAGAAGGUCACCGAGGUAAAGGAGGAGGAGGUGGUGGUGGAGGAGAAGUCAAGGCAGAAAGCCUGA
Endocarpon pusillum Z07020 is the source of this 1707-nucleotide messenger RNA. RefSeq lists its product as uncharacterized. The record is from RefSeq and is a predicted model, not a curated record. Gene Ontology annotation, cellular component: mitochondrial inner membrane. The coding region runs from base 1 to 1707 and encodes 568 amino acids. NCBI's taxonomy places the organism in Eukaryota, Fungi, Ascomycota, Eurotiomycetes, Verrucariales, Verrucariaceae. The transcript has 3 exons. Gene Ontology annotation, biological process: intracellular monoatomic cation homeostasis. Gene Ontology annotation, molecular function: ribosome binding.